GAAAUGAUGUCUCUUGAUAUAUCUGACAGCUCUCAAAUCUAUGCUGCGUUUAUGGUGUACCUGGACCUCUUAGAAGGGAGAAACUGGCAUGAAGUGAAGCACGUUGGAGUAGCAGAACUGCAGCUCGUAUGCUUACAUGCACGUGAGAAAGAGCGGGAAGGUUUCCAGGUGAUGGUGCCGGUACCUGUGCACAUAUCCUUAAGCCAUGAAAGGAUAAGAGAAAUCAUGAAGAAAGCAUCUCUCCCCCCAGAGGAUCCUGACACCCCGCUGUCAGUUACUUUGGCCAUAGUUGAGUCAGAUUCCACAAUAGUCUACUAUAAAGUGACUGAUGGCUUUGUACUACCAGAUCCUCCUGACGAUACUGAAGAUGUGGACAACAAACAGUGGAAAAAGAAAAGAAAGAAGCUUUUCAAGUGA
Merops nubicus (carmine bee-eater) is the source of this 417-nucleotide messenger RNA. It is a transcript of the gene TSEN15, whose product is annotated as TSEN15 tRNA splicing endonuclease subunit. The transcript has 3 exons. Lineage: Eukaryota; Metazoa; Chordata; Aves; Coraciiformes; Meropidae. Gene Ontology annotation, molecular function: nucleic acid binding. Gene Ontology annotation, biological process: tRNA splicing, via endonucleolytic cleavage and ligation. The record is from RefSeq and is a predicted model, not a curated record. Bases 4 to 417 code for a protein of 137 amino acids.